Molecule: messenger RNA, 1047 nt
Organism: Anastrepha ludens (Mexican fruit fly)
Lineage: Eukaryota; Metazoa; Arthropoda; Insecta; Diptera; Tephritidae
Exons: 3
Coding region: 57-359 (100 amino acids)
Source: RefSeq, a predicted model, not a curated record
GCUGUCACUAUCGCAUUUUUCUUGCUAUAAGUAAUAGCCCUACGCAAUUUCCAAAUAUGGCAACUCCAAAGACCAACAACCAAACACAAAAGAAACAAUUCGAAAUCCAAUUGGACUUCCUGACAACACAUCCAGAUUUGGCAAAGGGACUAAUGAAGACGCCCAACGCAAAAACAACAGUCAAUAAUUUAUGGAAGAGACUAACUUCCCAACUAAAUGCUGCUGGACCACCGAUGCGUGAUAUGGCCGGCUGGAGAAAAGUUUGGGCAGACUACAAACUCCAUUUGAAAGGCAAAAUGCGUCGGAACAAAACCAAUAUUGCCGGUACAGGGGGCGGUCCGCCGUUUAUUCCUCACUGAACCAAUUAGAACAGCGAGUUGCUAUCUAUAAAUAAAUCUGUGGGCAGGAUAGGUAGCACGCGGGAGUUUGGUGCGCGUCAGAAGGACGUACCAACUAAAAGUUUUGAAGCAGCUUUUAAUGAUAGCGAUUUAGUCGAUAUGCCCGAAGAGACGAAUGACAGCGAUUCAGUCGAUGUGCCCGAACAGGUGACUGAGAAACCUUCCUGCAGCCGUUCGGUACUCACUCCACGCAAUAAGUAAAGCUUACUAGAAAAGCAGGUGGAUAAUCAAAUUAUGUACCAAAAAAAUUCAACAGAAAUACUGACUGAGGUUAAUGAUUCCUUAAAAAAUAUUUCCAAAACCAUGAAAAUGGCAUAUAAAGUAGAAAAAAAGCUAAAUUUAGCAAAAGAGCAAUUCGUCCAUAGCCAAAAAAUGGACCUUGAUAAUUUAAAGUUAAAACUUAGCAAAUUAGAAAUUCAAAAACAAAUGUUGGAUGUGGAGUUGCAGACAAAUAAGACACAUGAGAAACAUGGAACUUCCUUUUAAUUUUUUACUUAUGUACGUUAGGCACAUACAAGUGACUUAGUUUUGAUGUACCUGUCCAUGCACAGUGCCUUACCGAAGUACGAGUAUUAUAGCUUAGAAAAUGUAUACAAUGUAUGUAAUUUGUACACUAUUGCUAUUAGUUUUAAUAUAUGUACACACUUUG